Molecule: messenger RNA, 1548 nt
Organism: Danaus chrysippus (African queen)
Lineage: Eukaryota; Metazoa; Arthropoda; Insecta; Lepidoptera; Nymphalidae
Source: the annotation of a GenBank genome assembly
AUGAGUGUAAAAUAUAAAGUGGAAAAAUCUGAGAAAUUGGGCAGAUAUCUAGUUGCCGCAAAAGAUAUAAAGGCAGGUGAGAGGAUACUUUCUGAUGAGCCUUUCGUGUUGGGUCCUAGUAGUGACACGUCUCUAGUUUGCUUCAAUUGUUACUUGCCGCUGAUCAACAAGUUCCUUGUAUGUAAGAACUGUGCUGUCGCCCCGCUUUGUCCUGGGGAUGGAUGUCCGGAUGAGUUUGCAAAGUAUCAUGGCAGACAAGAAUGUGAUGUUUUUCGAAAUUUAAAACUUACGAAAGGUAUAAGUCCUAUGACUAUGGUACAGAACGUCGGUUCGAUAUCAGUCCUCCGGGCUUUGUUGAAGAAAGAAACUAAUUUGCUGGAGUGGAAAUUGUUUAUGGAAUUAGAAACUCAUUUAGAGAGGAGAAGAGAAAGUAACGUCUGGCAAUACUAUGAUAAUACUGUUAAGUUUAUUCAAUCGUUGGGACUCCUUGAAAACGGACAAAAUCAGGAUUUAGUUCAGAAGAUUUGUGCAGCUAUUGAUGUAAAUAGUUUCGAAGUGCGCGGUCCACCGAUACCAGCCAUAGGGUGCGCUGAGAUUUUGCGAGGAGUUUACUUACAGGCUGCUUUACUUAGUCACGAUUGUAUUGCUAACACGCACAUGUCCAUAAACGAUAGUAAUGUACUAGUGUGCCAUGCUAGUGUUGACAUAAAAAAGGGGGAAUCGAUAAAUUAUAAUUAUACAGAUCCGUUAAAAGGUACAAUACCAAGACAACAACAUCUUAUCGUUGGUAAAUACUUUAAAUGCACUUGUACCAGAUGUACAGACAACACAGAGCUGGGAACUUUUAUGAGUUCUGCGAUCUGUCCCGGAUGUAAGAAGGGAUACAUAACAAAAAAUGGUGAUAUGUGGAUUUGUUCCGACUGUAAAAAGGAAGUUGAGUCUAAGGAUAUUGAACAUAAGAUUAAAUGUUGUUCUGACAAAUUAGAAGUCAUAAAUAAGAAAGAUGAAAAAGAGUUAGAGGAAUAUAUUAAAUAUGUGUCUCUUGUGUUGGCACCUAGUCAUUAUUUAUUACUGGACGCCAAGCAACGUCUUGCGGGAGUCUUACGUGAUACAAUCAACAGAGAACCUCGGCCUACUAAGAAAUUAAUGGUUAGGAAGCUAGCACUCUGUGAGGAGAUAUUGCCUAUACUAGAGAUAGUUAGCCCUGGAAUAUGUAGGACGAAAGCGAUUACUCUAUACGAAUUGCACGCAACCACAGUGCAAUUAGCCAAAAAGUUAUUUGAUAGUCGAGAAAUGUCGGGAUCUGCCUACGUGGACGAGUUACUUAAGGCGGAAAAGUAUUUGAAACGAGCGUUGGAAAUGUUAGUUAUUGAACCAGGUAAUUCCCCGGAAGGAGAACUCUGUGCUAAAGCGCUAGAAGAAUACAGGGCCUUAAAAGUUACAAUUUCCAAGAUAGUAGAUUCUUUACAUGCCCAGGGAAAGACCUUUGGUAUGGAUUCCAUGACCAUAGAAGAAACGGAAAAUUCUACGUGCCUAGAUGUAGAUUAA